This is a messenger RNA of Theileria annulata, 1062 nucleotides long. RefSeq names its product cAMP-dependent protein kinase catalytic subunit, putative. Gene Ontology annotation, biological process: signal transduction; peptidyl-serine phosphorylation. The coding region runs from base 1 to 1062 and encodes 353 amino acids. Gene Ontology annotation, cellular component: cAMP-dependent protein kinase complex. NCBI's taxonomy places the organism in Eukaryota, Apicomplexa, Aconoidasida, Piroplasmida, Theileriidae. Gene Ontology annotation, molecular function: ATP binding; cAMP-dependent protein kinase activity. The transcript is spliced from 4 exons. The record is from RefSeq and is a predicted model, not a curated record.
AUGUAUAUAGACGAAGAAACUACAGGAUGUGUUGGAAGCUUAAUCAGAUCUUUCAAAAAUUUAUUCUCCAGAAAAGCCAGAUAUACCGUAAUCAAAUCCGUGUCGAUUCCCAAAAACACAUUUCUUCCAAAGUCGCUCAAAUUCAUAAAGGUUUUGGGACAAGGAGGGUUUGGCAAGGUGUUUUUAGCACAAAAGGUAGAAGAAAACUCCGAAUUUGAACUGUGUGCAGUAAAAAGACUACAAAAGCACCCACUAAUAGUCCAAAAACAAGUGGACCACAUCAUCUCAGAAAAUAAACUCCUGGCCUCGGUCAACCAUCCAUUCAUAGUGAAACACCUGGGCUCCUAUAAGGAUAAUCAUUAUCUGUACCUUGUAAUGGAAUAUGUUUCAUCUGGAGACUUCUUCACAUACUUGAGGAAAGAAAAUUAUUUAGAGUCCCAUGAUGCUAUGUUCUAUGCAGCUCAGGUCACAGCAAUGUUCGAAUAUCUACACGAUAAUAAUAUAAUUUAUCGUGACUUGAAGCCAGAAAACCUUUUACUUUGUUUCGAUGGUUAUUUAAAACUGACUGAUUUCGGAUUCGCAAAGGUUGUUGAGUUUAGGACUUACACCCUCUGUGGAACUCCAGAAUACAUGUCGCCCGAGAUCAUUUUACACCUUGGAUAUGGAAAAGCUGUAGAUUGGUGGACUCUGGGAAUACUAAUUUAUGAAAUGCUGGCAGGUUAUCCACCAUUUUACGAUUCAAACCCACAAAGUUUGUACGAUAAAAUACUUAAAUGUAAACUAAAAUUCCCGAUUCAUUACGAUGAGGAUGCUAAAUAUUUAACUUCAAGACUUCUAGUUACCGAACCAUCUCAAAGGUUCGGGAACUUGCAUAAAGGAAUAGAUGAUAUUAAAAAAUGUAAAUGGUUUGAGUCCAUGGAUUUCGAUGCUUUAGUUGAAAAGGAAUUAAGUCCACCACAUAUUCCCGAACGGAAAGAGGAUUUACCAGCCGAAGAAUUUAUUGAUUCUUACAGAAUGCCCAAAGAAGUAACUGGAGAAGACGAUCCAUUUGUAGAUUGGUGA